Molecule: messenger RNA, 555 nt
Organism: Pecten maximus
Lineage: Eukaryota; Metazoa; Mollusca; Bivalvia; Pectinida; Pectinidae
Product: 26S proteasome non-ATPase regulatory subunit 10-like
Exons: 6
Coding region: 1-555 (184 amino acids)
Molecular function (GO): protein binding
Source: RefSeq, a predicted model, not a curated record
AUGACAGAAGUGGCACCAGAACCGGGACAUGGCACUGACCUCAAGGUUCCGUUGCUGUUUGCAGUACGUGAUAAUAAACCGAAGGAGGCGAUCAGAUUGUUAAAGGAAGGUGCCGAGGUUGACUACAAGGACCAGACCGGAUGUUUCCCCUUACACUACGCCGCUCAGAAAGGUUAUAUCGAUGUUGUUGAUCUUUUGCUGGAAAAGGGUGCCGAGACAUUCGCAUGGGAUAAGAAUGGCCAAACAGCGUUACACAAAGCUGCUAUGCAAGGGCACGUGAACGCUAUAAUAUCCCUGGUCGCCAGAGGAGCCAGGGUUGAUAUAAUUGAUCGGACUGGACGGUUGGCACUGGAGUAUGCCGUGAGGAGCAAACAUGUUGCUGCCGUAAAGCUGCUGUGUCAGUUUGGAUCAGAGCCACUUCUCUUAGACUGGACAUGGUUACAAGAUGACGACCUCAAGAAAAAAUCCGACCUGUUCGAAAUAGCCAAAGUUUUAAAGAGACAGCUCAUGCGUAUAUCUGGUUAUAAACACGGGUAUGUACACUUCCGACUAUAG